CGGGUGAAAUUGAAACAGUGGUUGACGAGUUAUGAUCCAUCGGCCUACGCAAUUUAUGCACACAACCCUGCCAAAGCCAACCAUUCAAUAAGCGCAACAUCAGUGACUAAUACAAAUCGAUUGUGCCAAUAUCAUUCGGAAGAGUAGUGAAGAUUGAAGGAGAAAACGAGUGAAUAGUUAAUAUUCUGCGCGGUGUCUCGUACGAUUGAAUCGUCGUGCUCGAAGUGAGUAAUAGUCUUUAUCGUCUGAUUUGUGCUUCUCUGUCCUGUGAGUGAGUGUAUCAAAAAGCCUUCAAAAUUGCUCCGAAAACGUCGUUCCGAAUGCAUUUGCCCAGCGGUGGAAACACAGCCACUAUUCCCCUGAGCAACAACAACAAUAACGACGCCAACACGACGCCGACGGCUUCCACCGAGUGGGAUAUCUACAAGGACGAAGAGAUGCUAGAACCACCCGCCGGAAGCAACAACAAUGCGGAAAAUAGUUCGCCCAGUCCCGGGGCAUCCGGUGACCUUUGGUGGAUUGAACGGAUGGUGAUGGAGGCGCAGCAAGAGUAUCCGGGAGAACUGGUGCGAACCGGUAGUCCAUAUUUUCUGUGCUCCGCUCUGCCAAACCACUGGCGAUCCAAUAAGACGCUACCGAGCGCCUUCAAGGUAGUCUCCCUGGGUGACGUUUGUGACGGGACGAUGGUGACGAUCCGGGCCGGUAACGAUGAAAACUUCUGCGGCGAGCUAAGAAACUGCACAUCUGUGAUGAGAAACCAAGUGGCAAAAUUCAACGAUCUCAGAUUCGUGGGCCGAAGCGGGCGAGGGAAAAGCUUUACUCUAUCAAUCGCAAUCUCCACCACCCCACCACAGGUGACAACCUACACCAAAGCGAUCAAGGUGACCGUCGAUGGACCAAGGGAGCCACGUUCCAAAACCAAUAUGCCACAACUGCGACCUCCAGCUCUCCAUCGGUUUCUGGAACAGCCGGCAUUCAGCCACUUCCCAUCCCGGUUCAACUCCAGUUCCAACAAGUCCUCCAUCAAUACCUACAGUGCAAGUACAAAUCAUCACAACAGCAACAGUGGCAGUUCCAGUCUGAACACCAGCGUUGAGUCCUCCAGUGAUUACAAACCGAACCUUACCCUUCCAGAUUAUAGUAAUGCAACCGAUUGGCCAAAUGGACUUAAUUCUUCUUCGACGACACCAUACGUUACAAACUAUUCACCGAUCCAAACGACACCUCCUUCAUACGGUGGAUACGAUCCGUGCCCCAUGGCAGAGCAUCCGAAUUACAACCUUCCUGCAGUUCUUCCAGAUACCGCACAAACAUACCAGGAUUACUACAGCAUCCCACCGGCGACCGGUACCACCCCACACCAAGCCAUGCCUCACGGGUACGUUUCGAAGACGACCGAUCUGGACGCGUCCUACGGUCCCUACAGCCAAUGGGCCAACGGAUAUGGAAGCUACCAGUAUAAUACAACCUGCCCACCGCCAUUGCCACCUCCACAAACACAGUACCCUUCAACCGCACCCGCCAUGGUUCUUUGUCCUCAAAUGUUCAGCACCGUGAAUCAGAACCAAAUCCAUGUGCACCUACACGGUACGGGCAGUGAAAAAUUGGAACAAUACCUAGGAACGGAUAAUGGGUUCAGUAUCAAUUCGAUCUCUUCCGGCGGCGUAAGACCCCCACUUCCAGGAGUUGAAAUUGGUAUCGGAAGUCAUGAAAGUAGUAUAAUAAGCCACGAUGGUAGUCAACAGGCACAACAACAGCAACAAUCGCAACAAGCGCAGCAGCCACAGCAGCAUCCGGCAGCACAUCCUGGAGAAGUUAGUGAUCAACAGGAAAGCCGAGAAGAGUCCGUGACAGGCGAUCCGAGUAGCGUUUGGCGACCUUACUGAUGUUACGAGUUUUAAAGGCACCCUCGACUGAUCAUUGAGGAUGCUUUUUUGGAAUGUUCAGGAAGGAAGGCGAUUUUUAUGGCUAUACAUGAUAUUUUCCCCAACGCGCUAACGGACAGAGGCACACAGAACCAACCAAUCGCUCAAAUUUUACCGAUUGACAAAAUCGUACUCUCUCUAUUAUAGUAGCAAAUUUAGAAUAAUUAAUGUUUGGUGUAUAGAAGAAAAAACAAUAGAACUAUACAAAAUGGAGAUUUAUGUUACUCGUCAAACAAAUUUUGUUAGGUUAUAUGUUAAGCUAUAAAAUUUCAGUGGAUAAAAAA
Molecule: messenger RNA, 2209 nt
Organism: Ochlerotatus camptorhynchus
Lineage: Eukaryota; Metazoa; Arthropoda; Insecta; Diptera; Culicidae
Gene: lz
Product: lozenge
Exons: 6
Coding region: 321-1886 (521 amino acids)
Biological process (GO): regulation of DNA-templated transcription
Cellular component (GO): nucleus
Molecular function (GO): DNA-binding transcription factor activity, RNA polymerase II-specific; RNA polymerase II cis-regulatory region sequence-specific DNA binding; ATP binding
Source: RefSeq, a predicted model, not a curated record